Racocetra persica is the source of this 132-nucleotide messenger RNA. Lineage: Eukaryota; Fungi; Glomeromycota; Glomeromycetes; Diversisporales; Gigasporaceae. The record is from the annotation of a GenBank genome assembly.
GUGACUGUAAGAUUCAUCCGUACCCCCUCCCUGAAGAAAAUAAAGAAGCUACGAAUAUUGGAAAAAGACUAACGGCUACAACUAUUGAAAGUCAAGGGAAAGACGAAGUUAAAAUUAGAAGUGAAGGCCCGA